Molecule: messenger RNA, 3985 nt
Organism: Eriocheir sinensis (Chinese mitten crab)
Lineage: Eukaryota; Metazoa; Arthropoda; Malacostraca; Decapoda; Varunidae
Product: sialin-like
Exons: 13
Coding region: 205-1815 (536 amino acids)
Biological process (GO): transmembrane transport; monoatomic anion transport
Cellular component (GO): plasma membrane
Molecular function (GO): transmembrane transporter activity
Source: RefSeq, a predicted model, not a curated record
GAGUGAUGAGUACGGAGAUAAACAGAACAAACUAAACAUCGACAAGGAGGAUAAGACGACUGUAAAGAUGAACAUGGAUAAACAAAAUAGAUAAGAGGAAACGGAACCAUCGAAUGAGUGUGCCGAGUAACCAUUUCUGAUGUAGAUUGGUGAAGAGACGGAGAGGGGAGGUCAGUCUUGUUCUCCGUGUCUCCGAGGUCAAAUAUGGAGCAAUCCUGCAUCAACAGAGUCCUGCAGCGGCUGUUUGGCAAGGUCCCGGCGCGGAUCUCCCUGGGCGCCCUCGCCUUCCUGGGGUUCGUGGUGAUGACCAGCGUGCGCAUCAACAUAGCUGUCGCCAUCGUGGGUAUGGUGCGCCAGAACGCCUCCUCAGCCCUCACCGCCCAGGCCCAGUGUCUCGGAGGUAAUGAGACCAGGUGGACGGACGGGAGGGCGAAGGAAGGCGACAGCAACAGGACCAUCUUCCCAACGGUGCGGGAGGAGCAAGUGGAGCAAGGCGAGGAGGAGGAGGAUCAGGGCGACAUGCUGGACUGGGACGAGGUGACGCAGGGACUUGUCAUCGCCAGCUUCUUCUACGGUUACACAUUCACACAGAUCAUCGGAGGUCGCCUGGCUGAGAAAUAUGGGACGCGCAUCACCUUCGGGAUAUGCGGGCUGACCAGCGGCUUCUUCACGCUGCUCUCCCCCGUGGCGGCGCGGUCACACUACGGGGCCCUCAUCGCCGUCAGGGUGCUCAUGGGCUUCUUCCAGGGUCCCAUGUGGCCGUCAAUGCACGCCUUGGUGCCCCGCUGGAUCCCACCGCUGGAGAGGUCCCGCUUCAUAGCUUCCGUGUACUUCGCUUCAAAUCUCAGUAUGAUGGUUACUAUGGCGACCACGGGCGUCAUUGUGGCUUACCUUGGUUGGGCCGCCGCUUUCUACAUCCCCGGGACUCUCUGCAUCGUGUGGGCGUCGUUCUGGCUGCUCCUCGUGUCUGAUGACCCGAGCCAGCACCCCAGGAUCAGCAGCGAGGAAAGAGAACACAUUGAGAGCACGGUGAGGAAGGCGGGCAGUUCGAGGACGAGGCCGCAGAAGGUACCUUGGCGGGAUGUGUUCACUAGUUUACCUUUUUGGGCCAUCAUCAUCCCUGAUAUAGGUAAUGUUUUUGGCCUCUCAGUCUACUCCAGCCACCUGCCCACCUACAUGAAGAACGUCCUGGGCUUCUCCAUCAAAGAGAACGGCCUCCUCUCCAGCCUGCCGUUCCUCUGUCGCUAUACCGGCGCCAACACGUUCGGAGCUCUAUGUGACCGGCUCUUGGCAUCUAAACGUAUCAGUCUCCUCAUGUGUCGCCGAGUUUUCAGCGCUAUCGCGCUCUUCUUCCCCGCCAUCUUUUGCAUCGCCACCGCGUACUCGGGCUGCUCCGCCACGUUAACCGUCAUCUUCCUCUGCCUCGCCAACUUCACGAACGGCGCGAUAGGCAGCAGCAUUCUCGUCAACUACACGGACAUCUCACCGAACUUCUCAGGGACGCUCUUCGGUAUUGGCAACACUUUCUGUUCCUUCAUGAUGUUCCUGGCACCUGUCUGCGUGGGCGCCAUCAUCCAGGGACAGCAAACGAUGAGCCAGUGGCGGAAAGUGUUCUGGGCGUGCGUGCCUCUCUACGCCCUGACCGAAGUCUUCUACCUGCUCACCAGCUCCACGGAUGUCCAACCGUGGAACUCUGCCGGCGAGGAGGAGGAGGAGGAGAAGGCGAAGGAAGGAAAGGAGGACGGAAACUGCACCACCACUAUCACCCCCCUCAUGGUGGAAGAGGCGACGAAGGAGCUGAAUAAUAAAGAGUGAAUGAUAAGAAUCUGGAAGGAGGAGGAAGAAGAGGAAGAGGGAGAUUAGAAGAGAAAGAAUAAAGAGGAAAAAAAAUGAAGAUUGAAGGAUUUAAAAAGACUCAUCCAUGUGUGUUUGUGUAUGUGUGUGUGUGUGUGUGUGUGUGUGUGUGUGUGUGUGUGUGUGUGUGUGUGUGUGUGUGUGCAGGCGUUCGCAGAAGGAAAAUAAGGUGAAAGGUGGAGAAGGAGGAGGAGAAGGAGGAGGAGGAGGAGAAACUAGGAAUGGCGUUGGAAGAUAAAUGGAAAAUCUAAGUGGAACGUUGAGAGACUUAAAAAAAAAAAAACCUCCAUCUUUUAUGCAGAGGAAACACUGCGUGAGUGAGAGUGAGAAAAAGAGAAGGAGGAUGAGAAGGCUAAUGGAGGACGGAUGACUGGAAGAGAACGAUAGACAUUUUUCCAUCAAUUAUAAACCACUAAAAAGCCACGCUAAUGUUUGUUUUUUUAUCUUAUUCUUUAUUCUUCUUCAGUAUCAAUUCCCUUAUUCAUUUAGUUACUGUUCGUUAAUUCUCUUAUUCAUUUGGUUCCUGUUUGUUAAUUAUCUUAUUCAUUUGGUUCCUGUUUGUUAAUUAUCUUAUUCAUUUGGUUCUUGUUUGUUGAUUCUCUUAUUUAUUUGGUUCCUGUUUGUUAAUUAUCUUAUUCAUUUGGUUCUUGUUUGUUGAUUCUCUUAUUUAUUUGGUUCCUGUUUGUUAAUUAUCUUAUUCAUUUGGUUCCUGUGUGUUGAUUAUUUUAUUCAUUUGGUUCCUGUUUGUUAAUUAUCUUAUUCAUUUGGUUCCUGUUUGUUAAUUAUCUUAUUCAUUUGGUUACUGUUUGUUAAUUAUCUUAUUAAUUUUGUUACUGUUUGUUAAUUAUCUUAUUCAUUUGGUUUCUGUUUGUUAAUUCUCUUUUUCAUUUGGUUCCUGUUUGUUACUUAUCUUAUUCAUUUAUUUACUGUUUGUUAAUUAUCUUAUUCAUUUGGUUUCUGUUUGUUGAUUAUCUUAUUCAUUUGGUUUCUGUUUGUUGAUUAUCUAAUUCAUUUGGUUACUGUUUGCUAAUUCUCUUCUUCGUUUGGUUAGUUUGUUUUCUUGUAUUAUUUCUUUCGCGUUUAAGUCAUCACUACCAAAAGCUUCACACGCGCCACUGUGCUACAAAACCUCAUCAUGGAAUCAGAAACGCUAAGAAACAUGAGACGAACACCAAGUGGCUCCAUCAGACAAACAUUCAGGGCCUCACCGGAAACACACACGCAACACAGCAGCUCACUAACUCUUCCUAACACCGUCACGGCUUUCAUUUGUCAGGUAACUAAUCUCUCACCCGUUAUGGCGCGCUAUGCAUGUGAGAUAAUCCGAUUAAGCCGGGCUGAGAGACACUGGGGCUAAAAGCAAAGUGUCGGCAGGUCUAGAAGGAUUAGGAGGCCCCGAGAGUGAGUGAGAGCUGUAUAAAUUGAUGCUUGAAGUUGUAAAUAAAAGGUCAGACGAGAGUUGAAAGGAGAGUGGAGCAGGAAGGCGAGAGUGAGGCGGCCGGAAACAAGACUCGUGAAAACGUUGGCAGUGAGGAAUAAACUGCUUGUAAUGAGAGAGAAAAGUUUAGAAUUCUCGCAACAGGAUGAGGUGAGGCAACGCGAGUAAAUGCAACACCUGCCUCCCACGCCUUGCAAUCCAGCAGGUAUAUGGUGUUACCUGUGUUGCGUGGAAGUGCUGAGCUUACCUGUACAGUCUUUUGCUAUAUAGCACGUCUUGCUGAAGGAUUUAUGUUCUGAAAACAGUGAUGGAAGUUUAUAGUUUACGUUAGAGCAAUGGAUAGUUAAGUGGAGUUUGUGGUUUGAGAAUGGAGUAAGAAUUAGUUAGAUGAUUAGUUUAUAUUUCAGGAAGUGUAGGAAACAUAAUAUCUAAACAGGGAAUUGGCAGCAACGUCGAAGGCUUGUGUUCGUGUGUGUGUGUGUGUGUGUGUGUGUGUGUGUGUGUGUGUGUGUGUGUGUGUGUGUGUGUGUGUGUGUGUAUAACGCGGGUGAACGUGUAAUAAACGAGUCACACGCUGUAUAAUAAAGAUAAAUAAACGUUCCAUAAUCCGGGGCGUGACUUUGGCUCGCUUCCGCAAUAAGUGUAAUUCCUCUGUGCAUAAAAUAAGCUCCAUGUAAAUACAUAAUUCUAAAG